UGUUCAAAUAAGAACAGGUAAAAGUAGGUGUCAUAUAGUACGCAGAAAACAUCAUAUAAAAAAAUGACAGUUUUGGCGUUAAUUAAAUAGAUCUAUAGAAGGGAAAAGUAAUAAUGGAGUAUACGCAAAGUACACAAGCAAAUUCAGUUUCAACAGAAAACGGAACUUCAAGAACGUUUGUGUUUUCUAAACCAAAUGUACUUAACCCCCCCAAAGUUAUUAAUUCGGUGGUUAAUUCUAACCAAGUAUCGGAUAAUUUUAAACAAAAUAUAUUUACUUUUGCUAUGCCAGUGGCAGUAUCGCAACCAAGUAAUCAGGAUACAUCUUAUUUUCAAUCAAGCAUUGGUGAGAAACAAUAUAAACCUAGGAUAACAAGGAAUUCUUAUAAACCAGCAGUUAAUGUUUUUGCCCAAGCACUUAAAGAUACCGCAAUGUUCGAGCAAUUAAAGAAAAAUUCUAGAUCGCAAAAUACAAAAAUUAAUUCAGAAAAUUCAAUAACAUGUACAUAUGUACCUCACUCUUUACUUACAAAAACAUCAGCAAAACAACAUUUUACACAGUUUGGAAGUAUUUUAAAGAUAACAAUUCGUCCGAAAAAACAAAUAAUUACUGUGACUUAUACUACCAAAGAAGAAGCAAAUGUAGCUUAUAAUAAAUGUGGUGAAUAUUCAGGGGAAAAAUUCAAUAUAGAAUGGACAAAAUCAGCUACUACACCAAAACUUCCUACAAAGAAAAAAGAUCUCCAAAAGAACAUUGUAUCACAAAUGGUAUCUAAUUUUUUUAAAUCACCUGACGAUGAUGUUAAGUUUGAAUUAGAUGGUAUGAUGAAUCUGGAAUACAAUUUACAUAAUAGAGAUAAUAUUGAUGAAAGUUUGCGCAAAAAAAGUAAAACAUUACAGUCAAAAACUGUAUCAAAAUCAUCAAGAGCAGAAAAAAGUAUGAAGUCUGAUAAACAUAAAUCAGAUAGUCAGAUAUCAGAUCUGUUACCUAAUGCCACUAUAGAAGAAUUACAAAGUAUAAUUCAACAACCUGCAUAUACUUCUGAAGACAAAUAUAAAGUAUUAGAAGCCAGAGAUCGGUUAAUGCGAAUGAAACAAACUAAAUCACUUACAUUAGCAGCAGCAAGAGUAAUGAUUGGAACAUGCCCUGAUAUGUGUCCUGAGAAGGAACGUCUCAUGCGUGAAGCAAAAAGACAGGUGGCAUUAUAUGAACUACUUGAAAGCAGUGAAUAUAAAAUAAAUCAUUCCAGAGCAGUUAAACAAUAUUCUAGAUCUUCUGCAGAUCAGGAAGAACCAAUGGCACAUGAAUUAAGACCAGUGAAAUCUUUAAAAAUGACUAUGAGUUACUUACUUCAUGAGAUAGCAAAUCUUUGUGAUCAACAAGGAACAAAUUUAGGAGAAUGGUAUCAUUUUUUAUGGGAUAGAACAAGAGGAAUUCGUAAAGAUAUAACACAGCAAGAAUUGUGUUGUGUAGAUAGUGUUGAACUAGUAGAACAGUGUGCCAGGUUUCACAUAGUAUGCUCUGAAAGGCUUUGCGCCGAAGAAGCAUCAGUGUUUGACAAAAGAAUAAACUCUGAUAAUUUAACAAAAUGUUUGCAAUCACUGAAGUACAUGUAUCAUGAUUUAAGAGUAAAAGGAAUUAGUUGUAAAAAUGAACCCGAAUUUCGAGCUUAUAUUAUAUUAUUAAAUUUAAAUAAUGGCAACUUUAUGUGGGAUUUACAAAGAUUGCCAAAGUAUAUACAAAAAUCACCAGAAGUUCGGUUUGCAUUAGAAAUAUAUAUUGCUCUUGACUCAAGCAACUAUUAUAAAUUUUUUGAUUUGGUUAAAAAAACCACAUACUUAAAUGCCUGCAUUUUAUUAAGAUAUUUUAAUCAAGUAAGAUUAAAAGCAUUAGCAGUGCUGGUAAAAGCAUAUUGCAGAACUGCAUCAACAGAAUAUCCAUUGUAUGAAUUAAUUGAUAUUUUAGGUUUUGAAAAUGAAAAUGAAGCUAUUUAUUUUUGUGAGCAAGUAGGAUUAAACAUUUCAAAUGAUGGUUUAUAUGUACUACUAAAUAGACGCAAUUUUACUAUGCCUGUAUUAAAUAUAAAACAAGACAGAGCCUGCAAUUUAAUAGAAUCUAAAAGAACAUUACAACAAUUAUCUAUUGGAGAAUGUAUGGCAGGUGGAAAAAUGCCAGAAAAGUCUUACAGAUAUCAUAAACCGCAUAAUAGUUUUGAUUCACUUGGUUAUUUAAUGCCUGAGUCUAUUAAUGCAGAAGAUCAAGGUAAAAAUCUUACUUUAAUGACUGAUCCAUAUGAGUUUGAAGAUGAAGAUGCAGUAACAACCAAACAGUUGAUAUCAACUUCCAAAAAAGAUCAGAGUAAUAUUGAAAGCACGAGUACUGACUAUGCAAACAUAUUUCAAUCUCCUGCAAGCACUGAACCUGAUAAAAAUAUGUUUACAACUGUGCAAUCUGGCAAUGAUAUUUCUGUUUCUUCCAAACAUCAGGCACAAACUAAUAAGGUUCAAGCAAAACCUUCAAAACCAGAAAACCAAAAUGAAUUAAACAUAUUUAAUCUUAAAUCAAAGCAACAAGAUUUUCCAUUAAAUGAAAGCAAAGCUAAAGAAUCUUCAGUUUCACUUAAUACAUUUAAUACAACAUCAGCAGAUCUAAAAACUUCUAAGGUAUUUUCUAAGCAAUUUGUAUCAUUAGCAAAUAAUGAUACUUCUGCGUUUGCACAAGCUACAAAUAAAAGUAUAUUUUCGGGAACUACACAAGGAAACAUAUUUAUGAAAAAUCUUACACCCUCUACUAUACUUUCUAAUUCAUUCUCAAAUGUGCAAACUAUUCCAAAAUCAUCAUGUGAAACGAAUCUUAAAGUUGAUAUUACUAAAAAUACGUCAAAAGAUGUACAGAACUUCUUUGUUCCUGUGGUAAAAAUACAAGAAAAAACUUCACAGGAAAAAGAAGCUGAGAAGCUGAAAUUGAAAGAAGAGGAACGUAUUAAGAAAAUGCAACAGAUUAAUGAGACUGCUGAACUGGCUUUAAACAGUCUGCAGACUUUGGUUGUAAAUACAUAUUGUUCUGAUAUAGUAAAAGAAGAAAUGGAUAAAAUAAAUGUUUAUAGCACAUUAAGCGAAGAUAUUAGUAGUCAAGUUCAAAAUGAAAUUAUUCAUGAAAUGUGUGAUAGUAUAGUAAAAGAAGAGAUUAUUAAUACACAAAGAGUACAUGAAAUGUCUAUAAAAAUGAAAAACAGAGCAAUUAUAAAAUACUUUAAUAUAUGGAAAUCUAAUGCAUUGAAGAAAAAACAACAACGAAGGGCACUGGAGGAUACACCAGUAUGGUUACAAAAAUAUUCGAGCCAGCAAUGUGCAAAGUUAUUAUACUCCAAAGAACAAGAUUUAGUUAUUCAAAGUAUGUGCAAAAAAGAGGAUAAAGCGAAGAAAACUGUUAAAUCGUAUUCUGAAUCUCUAGCAUCAAUUGAAACUAUAAUUUAUAGUGGUAUUAAAGAAAAUUUGAAAUCUUGUGAUAUUAAUGUGCACUCCAAUUAUUAUUGGAAACUAGUUAUAUCUUGGCCAGAUUUACAUAAUAAACCAAUUCUAUGGCAUCACAAAAAUAUAAUGAACCAGUACAUUAAUCCUAGUGAUUAUACCAUAGAUCCUAUUAUAAAACUUUAUCACCCACAAUCAAAUCAAAUUGAGACUUUACAUAUUUGUAUCAGACACUUUGAAGGUCUAAUUAGUGACUAUAAUUUAAUAGGAUCAGAUGCUCUUUUGUUUAUUGCAGCAGCUUCUGAGGAUGUUAAAUUUGUUAUAAGACGUUUAACUAAGACUGUACUAUCCAGAGAUAGGCUUAUGCCUAUACCUCUUGUAUUUGCUGUUUUAGGUGAUUCAAACUUUGAAUCUCAAAAUACGGAAGUUAUUUUUAAUUUAGAAAAGUUAUUAAAAUCAGGAUAUUUAUCAGUGUACACAAUUAUACAUGAAAAGGAUUUAACUGAAGAAACAAUCUUAAAUUUAACAAGCAGUGCAAUGCUUUGGUUAUCUAUAAACAAAUCACCACGAAAUCCAUUAGAAAUGGAUUACUUACAAAACAUUUAUGAUACUUGUUUAACAGAAGAAUUAUGGUUGAGGAUAUUUGAUGAUACAUUUUUAAAUAAAAAAUUAUCACGCGCUUUAACAGAACCCAACUUCAUAAUUGAUUUACAUAAUGAAGCAGUCACUCAUAUAACGGACAUAUCAUUGGAUCCAGAAUCUUUCAUGUAUACAAAAUUUGCCCCAGAGUUCAAGAAGUUUAUAAAAAAUCAAUACACAGUGCCAUGCAGUUAUGAAUACUUUGACGAUACUUGGAAAAGUGAAGAGUAUAAAGCAGAAUUAGAAAAAGUGAUGUCUAGUUUUAAAUUACCUCAAUGGAAAUAUGGAUGGCCCAUAAAUGACAGUAAUAUACUUUGUCAAAACAUAAUAAGUUACUGUCAAGAAGCACUGUGUAGUAAUGAACUAUCCUUGGACGUAUUAAAUAAUUUACUAUUUACAUCUGGAAUGUCAGUGAUGAUAAAUUUCAUCGAUAUUUUGUUGUGUAUAAUUAAGAAAAAAGUAUAUCUGCUCGAGAAAGAUUUUAAAAUAGUGUAUAAUAAGAAUUACAUGAAGCGUUUCCGAACCUUACCGUGGUGGUUGAAGUCUAAGCUGUUAAUUGAAUAUAAGUUUGCAUUAGCAGAACUUAGCGUAGAAAAUAAUGAACGGAAAAAUACUAAGAAAGAAAAAGAUUCAGAUGAGCCUAUAGUAAAAAAAAGGAAGCUGUAUAAAAAUGAUACAGAAUGUGAACCAUUAGCAACAUUUUGUGAAGAUAGUCGAAGUCAAAUAAUGGAAGUACAUUGCACUUCGAAAAAAAUAGAAAAUCGUUUAAAAACACAUCAGCAACAAAGCCUUUUAUUUGAAGAAAGGUUGAAAAAUGCUUUGUUAAGUGAAAAUCAACCUAUUUAAUAUUGUGCAAAUAUAACGUCUAGUUUCCCUUGUUUAUAGUGUUACAGUGCCUCAAAAACUAUUGUAUUUUGCAAUAUUAGUAUUUGUUAAAAAGUAAGACAUAUUACGUGUGAUACGUAAUCAUUUAUAAUAUAAGAAUGUGAAGUACAAUGUUUACAAAAUAUCCAUG
Messenger RNA from Osmia lignaria (orchard mason bee), 5124 nucleotides. RefSeq names its product RRM_XMAS2 and SAC3_GANP domain-containing protein xmas (gene xmas). The record is from RefSeq and is a predicted model, not a curated record. Gene Ontology annotation, cellular component: transcription export complex 2; nucleus; cytoplasm. Gene Ontology annotation, molecular function: nucleic acid binding. Gene Ontology annotation, biological process: mRNA export from nucleus. NCBI's taxonomy places the organism in Eukaryota, Metazoa, Arthropoda, Insecta, Hymenoptera, Megachilidae.